Messenger RNA from Aphanomyces astaci, 959 nucleotides. RefSeq lists its product as hypothetical. The record is from RefSeq and is a predicted model, not a curated record. Lineage: Eukaryota; Oomycota; Saprolegniomycetes; Saprolegniales; Verrucalvaceae. The transcript is spliced from 3 exons. Bases 84 to 704 code for a protein of 206 amino acids.
GUGCUUUUGACGUUGAAGUCUCCAACCUGGCAACAAACAUGCUGUAGGCAGUGAAGUGGCGGGACCGAUGACUUACAGUGGGCAUGUCAUGGCAAUCGUUCUUGACGAUGAAGAGGUUCAUUAGCGAGGGAAAUCGCCUCGAGAAUGCCGGCUGCCGCCUGUGGCACAUGCAGCGAUUGAAUCGCCUCGCCGCCCGAACCGACGCGGUCGACGACCCGCACAACGACAUCCUCCGCGCAAGAGCGUCUACUGCAACUUUACCUCGACGACGCUGUCGUGCAAUAGAUGUUGCCAUGAUGUGUAUUGCGUUCGGUGCUUUAAGCUCAUCCAUAUGCGAGGACGUUUCGCUCCACGUCCACCUUCCUCCAGACAGUCGAAAACAACAACGUUUGUCCCCGCAGCAAUGGCGCCGCCAUCCUCCGACCCAGCCGCAAUCGUCCCGUUGUCGUGCAAAAUGUGUGGGAACACAACAUGGAUGCGCUGUUCCAAAAGGUCAUGGCCACGAGUUCACAAUCAAUCUGCCCAGCGACAUGGAGAGUGCCUACCGCACGGACCCCCGAGUGCAACACUUGCAAAGACCCCCACAUAACCACCCUGUGCCCCUGCUUUUCAACCUGCAUCGAGUCAUCGUAUCCGUGAUUCCCCCAUUGUGGCGACGGACUUGCAAACUGCCAUCGCGUUGUGACACCGAGUGUCCCGUAUAGUAGUAGUGGAAUGCGCGUGGAAGAUCAUGGACAAGGCCGUGUUUAGUAGACAAGGACAUAGUAAGCCACGUGUCCAAGCAACGAUCGAUGGAUCGAUCGAUCAUGACGGACGUGUGUAGGAAGUUGGUCGAGGAUGGGAUUGAACGCAACGACAGACACGUUGUUCCGUCAAGUGUUGACGCAGAUCGUGCUUACCAUACGCACGAAUGCUUUGUCGUGCAAGUCAUCUUGCUGUUUGAGACCCACGAUCAUUUG